UUUUACUGUUUUGCAAAUUAACAUUUGGCAACACCGACAGAGUUACACUCUCUCAAGACAGCCUAGUCACCGUCCUUUUGUCCAUCAUAGAACUCUUCGAUCUGAUCUCUCUCCUAGUCUCUCUCUCUGAAACCCAUAAAGGCUUUCUCUUUCUUUCGCUAAGCCUGACUGUGAAUCUCUGAUUGAUCUUGUGGGUUGGUGGAAAUGGCGGGAGGAGUGAACAGGAAGAUAUCAGCGGCGUCGGCCAGAGCUCACACCAGAAGAGCCAAGCAAAAUAGUUCCUUCCAGCUUCCUCCAGGGAUGUUUAUGAAAGCACUAGUUGCAUUGUUUAUUGGAUUUUUGGCAUGGACAUAUCAGGCAAUCCAACCUCCUCCAUCGAAGAUAAUUGGCUCUCCUGAUGGGCCGCCUGUUACAGCACCAUUUAUUAAACUUAGUGAUGGAAGGCGUUUAGCCUACAAAGAGCAUGGGGUCCCAAAAGAGAAUGCAAAGCAUAAAAUAGUUUUUGUCCAUGGUUUUGAUUCUUGCAGGCAUGAUGCUGUCGUUGCUGAAACCCUGUCUCCGGAAACUGUUGAAGACUUGGGGAUCUACAUUGUGUCUUUUGACAGACCUGGUUAUGGAGAAAGUGAUCCUAAUCCAAAGCGCACAGUGAAGGGUAUGGCUUCAGAUAUAGAGGAGCUGGCUGAUCAAUUGGGUUUAGGACACAGAUUUUAUGUAAUUGGUUUCUCCAUGGGUGGACAGGUGCUUUGGAGCUGCCUCAAGUACAUCCCUCACAGGCUUGCAGGAGCAGCAAUAUUAGCUCCAGUGGUUAACUACUGGUGGGCUGGUUUUCCUGCAAAUCUAUCUACUGAAGCUUAUUCCCAACAGCUUCAGCAAGACCAAUGGGCACUUCGUGUGUCUCACUACACCCCUUGGCUUACCUACUUCUGGAACACUCAAAAAUGGUUUCCUGCUUCAAGUGUUGUGGCUCACAGUAGAGAUAUUCUUUCUGACCAAGACAAAGAACUCAUGGCUAAGCUUGAGAAAAGAGGAACAUAUGUGGAACAGGUAAGACAACAAGGAGAAUUCGAGUCCCUUCACCGUGACAUGAUUGUUGGAUUUGGGACCUGGGAAUUCACCCCUCUGGAUCUUGAAAACCCAUUCCCUAACAAUGAAGGUUCCGUCCACUUGUGGCAUGGAGCUGAUGAUCGUUUGGUACCUGUUAAACCGCAACGCUACAUUGCUCAACGGCUUCCAUGGAUUCACUAUCAUGAGCUGCCAGGUGCUGGGCACUUGUUCCCACAUGCUGAUGGGAUGUGUGAUAAUAUUGUCAAGGCACUUUUAACUGAGGGGUAGCAACCUUCCAAAUGCUUAAUGAGCUACCUCAGAUGAACUUUUUUGUGCAUUUCUUCUCCAAUACGGAGAGAUAAAAUUUCAGUUGAUCAUAUUGGUAUGUAUGAUAGAUCUUGUAUUAGCCAGCUUCCUUUAUAUAUUGUUGCAUCACAAUGAAAUUGUUUCUUAGGGAUUGAAUUUUAAAAAGUUGGGUUUAAGAAAGCGAAACCAGGAUUGCUUUUUGGUAGUA
Molecule: messenger RNA, 1558 nt
Organism: Prunus dulcis (almond)
Lineage: Eukaryota; Viridiplantae; Streptophyta; Magnoliopsida; Rosales; Rosaceae
Exons: 5
Coding region: 205-1332 (375 amino acids)
Source: RefSeq, a predicted model, not a curated record